AUGGCGGCGGCGGCAGCGGUGGCUUCCGGAUUCUGGCUCUGGGCUGCCCUGCUCAUCCCUGCGGCCGCGGUCUACGAAGACCAAGUGGGCAAGUUUGAUUGGAGACAGCAGUAUGUCGGGAAACUCAAGUUUGCCUCCUUGGAAUUUUCCCCUGGAUCCAAGAAGUUGGUUGUGGCCACAGAGAAGAAUGUGAUUGCAGCAUUGAAUUCUCGAACUGGGGAGAUCUUGUGGCGCCAUGUUGACAAGGGCACAGCGGAAGGGGCAGUGGAUGCCAUGCUGCUCUGUGGACAGGAUGCAAUCACUGUGUCCAAUGGAGGCCGGAUCAUGCGCUCCUGGGAGACUAACAUCGGGGGCCUGAACUGGGAGAUUACCUUAGACAGUGGCAGUUUCCAGGCGCUUGGGCUGGUAGGCCUGCAGGAGUCAGUGAGGUACAUUGCGGUCCUGAAGAAGACCACUCUCGCCCUCCAUCACCUCUCCAGUGGGCACCUAAAGUGGGUGGAACAUCUCCCGGAAAGUGACAGCAUCCAUUACCAGAUGGUGUAUUCCUACGGCUCUGGGGUAGUGUGGGCCCUCGGAGUUGUUCCCUUCAGCCAUGUGAACAUUGUCAAGUUUAACGUAGAAGAUGGAGAGAUUGUUCAGCAGGUCAGGGUGUCGACUCCCUGGCUGCAGAGUCUCACCAGAGCCUGCGGUGUGGUGGAUGAGGCUGUCUUGGUAUGCCCUGACCUGAGCUCACGGUCCCUCCAGACCUUGGCCCUGGAGACAGAGUGGGAGUUGAGGCAGAUCCCGCUGCAGUCUCUUGACCUAGAAUUUGCAAGUGAAUUCCAACCCCGGGUCCUGCCUACACAGCCCAACCCAGUGGAUCCUACUCGGGCCCAGUUCUUCCUGCAGCUGUCUCCAAGCCACUAUGCACUGCUGCACUACCACCACGGCGUCCUGAGUCUGCUCAAAAACUUCCCACAGACUGCCCUAGUGAGCUUUGCCACCACCGGGGAGAAGACGGUGGCUGCAGUCAUGACCUGUCGGAGUGAGGCGCAGAAGCCUAGCAGUUCUGAAGAUGGGUCAACGGGGAGCUUUUCGGAGAAGUCUGGUCCACAGGACUCGCUGGCUUGCUUCAACCAGACCUACACCAUUAACCUCUACUUAAUGGAGACAGGUCGGCGGCUGCUCGACACCACAAUCACCUUUAGCCUGGAACAGAACGGCACUCGGCCAGAGCGGAUGCACAUCCAGGUCUUCCUGAAGAAGGACGACUCUGUGGGCUACCGGGCCUUGGUACAGACGGGGGAUCACCGGCUAAUUUUCCUGCAGCAGCUGGCAGGGAGGGUGGUGUUGUGGAGCCGCGAGGAGUCCCUGGCAGAGGUCGUGUGCCUGCAGAUGGUGGACCUCCCCCUGACGGGGGCGCAGGCCGAGCUGGAAGGGGAAUUUGGCAAGAAGGCAGCCAUUCAAGACGGCUUAUUGGGCAUGUUCCUGAAACGCCUCUCGUCCCAGCUCAUCCUGCUGCAGGCAUGGACCUCCCACCUCUGGAAAAUGUUUUACGAUGCUCGGAAGCCCCGGAGUCAGAUUAAGAAUGAGAUCAACAUUGACACCCUGGCCAGGGAUGAAUUCAACCUGCAGAAGAUGAUGGUGAUGGUGACGGCCUCAGGCAAGCUUUUUGGCAUUGAGAGCAGCUCUGGCACCAUCCUGUGGAAACAGUAUCUCCCCAGCGUAAAGCCAGACUCCUCCUUUAAACUGAUGGUCCAGAGGACUACUGCCCAUUUCCCACACCCACCCCAGUGCACCCUCCUGGUGAAGGACAAGAAGACGGGAAUGAGUUCGCUCUAUGUCUUCAAUCCCAUUUUUGGGAAGUGGAGUCAGGUGGCCCCCCCAGUGCUGAAGCGCCCCAUCUUGCAAUCUUUGCUUCUCCCCAUCAUGGAUCAAGACUAUGCCAAGGUGCUGCUGUUGAUAGAUGAUGAGUACAAGGUCACAGCUUUCCCGGCCACUCGGAAUGUCCUGCGACAGCUCCAUGAGCUCGCCCCUUCCAUCUUCUUCUAUUUGGUGGACACGGAACAGGGACGGCUGUGUGGCUAUCGACUUCGAAAGGAUCUCACCACUGAGCUGAGCUGGGAGCUAACCAUUCCCCCGGAGGUGCAGCGCAUCGUCCAGGUGAAGGGGAAGCGCAGCAGCGAGCACGUUCACUCGCAGGGCCGAGUGAUGGGGGACCGAAGCGUGCUCUACAAGAGCCUGAACCCCAACCUGCUGGCUGUGGUGACAGAGAGCACAGAUGUUCACCACGAGCGCACCUUCAUCGGCACCUUCCUUGUGGACGGCGUCACCGGGCGCAUCAUCCACUCCUCCGUGCAGAGGAAGGCCAAGGGCCCCGUCCAUAUCGUGCACUCGGAGAACUGGGUGGUGUACCAGUACUGGAACACCAAGGCCCGGCGCAACGAGUUCACCGCGCUGGAGCUCUAUGAGGGCACCGAGCAGUACAACGCCACGGCCUUCAGCUCCCUGGACCGCCCGCAGCUGCCCCAGGUCCUCCAGCAGUCCUACAUCUUCCCCUCCGCCAUCAGCGCCAUGGAGGCCACCAUCACCGAGCGGGGCAUCACCAGCCGACACCUGCUCAUUGGGCUGCCUUCCGGAGCAAUUCUUUCCCUGCCUAAGGCCUUGCUGGAUCCCCGCCGGCCCGAGAUCCCAACAGAACAGAGCAGAGAGGAGAACCUGAUCCCGUAUUCUCCAGACGUACAGAUCCACGCAGAGCGGUUCAUCAACUAUAACCAGACAGUUUCUCGAAUGCGAGGUAUCUAUACAGCUCCCUCGGGCCUGGAGUCCACUUGUUUGGUUGUGGCCUACGGUUUGGACAUUUACCAAACUCGAGUCUACCCAUCCAAACAGUUUGAUGUCCUGAAGGACGACUAUGACUAUGUGCUAAUCAGCAGCGUCCUCUUUGGUCUGGUCUUUGCCACCAUGAUCACUAAGAGACUGGCACAGGUGAAACUCCUGAAUCGUGCCUGGCGGUAA
Lipotes vexillifer (Yangtze River dolphin) is the source of this 2997-nucleotide messenger RNA. RefSeq names its product ER membrane protein complex subunit 1 (gene EMC1). Gene Ontology annotation, molecular function: protein binding. NCBI's taxonomy places the organism in Eukaryota, Metazoa, Chordata, Mammalia, Artiodactyla, Lipotidae. The transcript is spliced from 25 exons. The coding region runs from base 1 to 2997 and encodes 998 amino acids. Gene Ontology annotation, biological process: protein folding in endoplasmic reticulum. The record is from RefSeq and is a predicted model, not a curated record. Gene Ontology annotation, cellular component: EMC complex.